AGCAUCAGGCUCCAACGACCCAGGAUUAAAUAAACAUGGCGAUUCCCUCUACAGUCUCUGCAGUCUGCAAUUACUCUUUUAGCCCUCCCAAACAUCCCUUAAACCACCUGUGUACCGAAUCGCAAUUUGAUACCCAUGGCCGUUCUCAAGGUUCUCAUCAUCGGAGGGGGCGUCGCAGGUCCAGCCCUCGCGCACUGGCUGUCGCGCGUAGGCGCCAAUGUUACUCUCAUUGAACGUUCUCCGCAGAUGCGGGCGUCUGGCCAACAGGUCGACCUACGUGGCCAGGGAGUGACCAUGAUGAAGAAAAUGGGCAUCGAGGCCGCCGUCCGAGCGGCAACCGUCCACGAACCCGGCACACAACUCAUUGAUACCAAUGGCCGUACCAAGGCAUUCUUCGCGGCGGCGCCAAGCGGCACCGGAAAGCAAAGCAUCACAUCCGAGUACGAGAUCAUGCGCGGCGACUUGGUCAAUAUUCUGUACGAUCUCACCAAAGAUCGGCCAAAUGUCAAGCGUUUGUUCGACACCACCGUCGACGCUUUCACGCAGGAUGAUGAGAGCGAUCCCAACGGCAAAGUUCAUGUGAGAUUCCGAGACGGCCGCCAGGAAGAUUUUGACCUGGUCGUUGGUGCCGACGGAACUCGUUCGAAGACCCGCAAUGUGAUGCUCGGUCCAGACGCCCCUGAUCCGCGCCGCUGGCUUGGAGGCUAUAUCGGAUACUUCAGCGUCCCGUCACAGCCCCAUGACUCAGAUCGAUUCACUUUCUGCCAUUUGCCUGGUGGUCGAGUGUCCCGAAUCAUCGGCACAAGGAAGGACAUACCAGAGUUGACGCGUGUAUACCUGCAAAUGCGAGGGGAAGAUGCCGCUGUCGACGCAGCGUCCAAAUCCGGAAAUCUGGCUGAUUUGAAGACUGCCUUGGCCGAUCUGUAUCAAGGUGGCGGAUGGGAAUGUGAACGCUUUACCAAAGCACUACGAACUGCACCAGAGGCCGAUGACCUGUACUUUACACCAUUCGUGGAGGUCCAACUUCCCAAAGGAUCCUGGUCCCGGGGCCGAGUUGUUCUGGUGGGCGAUGCAGCACACUCUUCGACGGCAGACGGGUACGGAUCGACAUGGGGUUUGGUUGGGUCCUAUAUCCUGGCCGGCGAGAUUGCGACGCUGUUAAAGAAGGACAAGUCGUCGCCGACAGCUGCCGUGGUGCAAGGGGCGAAGAACUAUGAGGACAAGUUCCGACCCAUAGCCACAGCGUCGCAUGGACGAUCACAGUCGUUUGAAUCUGCCUUCUUCCCCAGAUCGAGUAUAGGUAUUUGGACUCUGCAUACCUUUGCAAGAAUGGCCGCAUAUAUGAAGCUCGACCAGAUGGGCGGUCUCAGCGACACGCAGGCGAAAUGGCAGGUCCCAGACUAUCCCGAGCUGGAAAGAGAGGAUAGUGAAGCGGAACGCACACUCUAACUUCCUGGACGUGGGGAAUAUGGCGGGUUUCGCCCGUGUACAGUAUUCUGUUCGAUCUCCUUUCCUCUCAAGACACCCGCUCUGCUCUGGCGUAGAGGAUUUACUCCUUCGGUGUAUGUCCAAUUGAUUUAAUCGAGCAGCUUCCAAAGGAACGGUUGUGGUAGGCUAGCCUGGUUGGUUCA
This is a messenger RNA of Exophiala viscosa, 1631 nucleotides long. RefSeq lists its product as uncharacterized. NCBI's taxonomy places the organism in Eukaryota, Fungi, Ascomycota, Eurotiomycetes, Chaetothyriales, Herpotrichiellaceae. Gene Ontology annotation, molecular function: FAD binding. Bases 136 to 1449 code for a protein of 437 amino acids. The transcript has a single exon. The record is from RefSeq and is a predicted model, not a curated record.